AAUCAAUCUCCCAGUCCCUAUAUACACACUGUAGUCUUUGCAUACAAUAUAAUAUAGUAGGUAUACUGUCCAUUUAAAAUUAUUUAAAGUUGGAUAUUACUCCUUUCUAUAGCUUCUAACUAUCUUCUCUAUAUAAAUGGAGCAACAAAGAAGGAGAAGGAGGAGAGGUGCAAAAAAAGAAAAGAAGGGCCUGACGCCCUAUCAAGGCAGCAAGCGAAGUUUCGGAGAAUUCCGGUGCCCCCAGUGCAAGCGAGGGUGGAUGAGCGCAAACACUUGGGCCAAUUGUGGCCAGCAGUGCAACAAAUGCAACAUCAACGUAUAUCCUUACAAACAGUUGCCCCUCAAUAAGGCUGGCGGUUUGAAUAAGAGUGAUCCAUCAAAGAAACACCCUCAAGAAUUAUGCCAGAAGUGUCGGUCUCUUAAGUACUAUUGCGGGGCCAGAGAAUACCAUGAACCUGCCGCAGUGGUCAAUGGGGAAUAGCCCCUGGGGUCAGGAGGGCCCAAGGGUUUGGGCAUUAACUUGUAAUGUACCUACUGUGUGGUACUGUAAAAUGUCUUUGCUUAUAAUAUAAUAGGUACAGACGACAGACAGACGGACGGACUGCGGAGGCUUAGUACCUAAUAGGUAAUAAGUAUAGAUAGGAAUAGGAACCCUAAAAACGCUGAUCUGAAUCCGCUCUGAG
Molecule: messenger RNA, 683 nt
Organism: Maniola jurtina (meadow brown)
Lineage: Eukaryota; Metazoa; Arthropoda; Insecta; Lepidoptera; Nymphalidae
Product: zinc finger CCHC domain-containing protein 24-like
Exons: 3
Coding region: 137-481 (114 amino acids)
Source: RefSeq, a predicted model, not a curated record